Megalopta genalis is the source of this 5230-nucleotide messenger RNA. Lineage: Eukaryota; Metazoa; Arthropoda; Insecta; Hymenoptera; Halictidae. The record is from RefSeq and is a predicted model, not a curated record.
CUUGAAAGCAGAAGAAAUGUUCUCCUAAUGGGUGAUAGCUUGGGUGAUGCAUCAAUGAUAGAUGGUUGACAGUAGCCUGGAAUCAUAUAUGGAAGUAUUUGAUAUUGUUUUAGUUGAUGAUCAAACAAUGCGAGUUCCACUUGAUAUUCUACAAAAAUUAUUAUAAUUGAUAGUUAAAUAAAAUUUCCAAUUUUGCAUGUAUAAUUACAGUAUAGCUAAUACAAUUUUAUCAUGGAACAAUCAUAGCAAAGGAACGGACGACGAAAAUAUGUGUUAUACACCAAUUGAUUCGUUUUAACUCUUAUAUCACGGAAUUGAUAAGCGUUUUCUGCGGAAAUUUAUCAUAACUGAGAAAUUCGCGAUUAAAAUCUCCAUACUGAACUGUGAUAGAAUGAUAUCUUUGGGUAGACGGCAGAACUAAUCAUUUAUAUGUGGGCUAUUGCGCAUGCGCACACUGCUGGCGAACACGUUCCGAACUUCGUACAAUUUGUGUGCAGUUAAUUAUGUUUGUAUUAGUUAAUUAUUUCGUAUUUAAGAUUCAACUCCCCCCCCCCUCUCUCAACAACCCAACUUAACCCACGCACACCCCCUAAUGCUAUGAAAAGUGGCUAAAAUUAUUAAUCAUUAAUAUUUCAAUAUUUCUAUGUUUGAAAUUGUAACAUGUGGCGGGAAGGCCUAUUCACCCAACUUGGUCUAACUCAGACCCUAAAUGUGGCAGAUGUAGAUAAUUAAUGUUUUCUGUUUUAUUGUAAAUAUUAUAAUGUAAAUAUUAAUUCAUUCAUUAUUGUUUUCCACUAACAAGUAUUCAAUUUAUAAUAAAUAAUUUAUUUAUCAUAUCAAAAUAUUUAAAUUUAAAAAUGUCAAAUACUUAAAUAAAUUAUAAGUGUUGAGUGGAAAUAUUACAAUUGAUUAGUUUAUUUAUUCUAUAACCCCGAUCCUUGUGCUAUUUAUCGGCAGAUUUCAUCCUAUCACAGUUCAAUAUCUACCAAAAAUGGCUACCAUAUUGGAAAUAUUGACAGUCGUAUGAAGAUUUUAACCGCGAUUUUCUCAGUUACGAUAAAUUUCCGCGAUAUACACGUCAAAAUGAAUCGAUUAGUGUAUAGCACAUGCAUUUUUGUCGCCCGUCCCUUUGCUAGGAAUGUACCAAUUUUGAACAUCAUAAUUUAAUUUCUUCAAUUCACAGCUUGUAAAUGCGCCGUAGUUUAGUGAGGGAUGCAUAAUAGAAGUAUAUUAAAUUUUCCGCGCAUGAUUCAUUUGGUAGCGACACAUACCGCGAGAGGGUGAUAGUAUCGUGUUAACAUAAAUAUUUUACACAACCAACUCUGAAACAACACAUGUACACAAAUCUUUUCAGUGUAUAUAAAUGCUAACCUCUCCAAGUAAGCCCGCAAUACCUGGCAGUACUGCAGUAACGUAUCUUUCGUCUUUCAUGCCUGACAUCUUAAACCCUAAUAUUGCGUCAGUACCAGCCGGUACCGAAUAAUUUGGCAAACAAUUGUUGAAGAAUCCUCGAAAAUGAUAGAAAAACUACCAGAAACGAUUAAUUUUCCGAAGGAAGAAGAAGUAAUUUUGGAAUUAUGGAAGAAGUUGGAUAUUUUUCAAAAUUGCUUGAAACAAUCCAAAGAUAAACCGAAAUACGUAUUCUACGAUGGUCCACCUUUCGCUACCGGACUGCCUCACUAUGGGCACAUAUUAGCUGGCACAAUAAAAGACAUUAUAACGAGGUAUGCUCAUCAAUCUGGUUAUCAUGUGGAAAGAAGAUUUGGCUGGGAUACUCAUGGUUUACCUGUCGAAUUUGAAAUAGAUAAAAAUCUAAAUAUCAAAGGUCCUGAUGAUAUUGCUAAAAUGGGGAUAGCAAAUUACAAUAACGAAUGUAGAAAAAUCGUAAUGAGAUAUGCAACAGAAUGGGAAUCCAUUGUGACCAGAAUUGGUAGAUGGAUAGAUUUCAAGAAUGACUAUAAAACUCUUUACCCUUGGUAUAUGGAAUCUAUUUGGUGGGUUUUUAAAGAAUUGUAUAAUAAAGGUCUUGUCUAUCAAGGUGUUAAAGUAAUGCCUUUUUCAACUAGCUGCAACACUCCACUAUCUAAUUUUGAAUCAGGACAAAACUAUAAAGAAGUUGUUGACCCAUCUGUAGUUGUGUCAUUUCCUUUGGUAGACGAGCCUGGCAUUUCUAUCCUUGCUUGGACUACUACUCCUUGGACUCUGCCUAGUAAUUUAGCUCUUUGCUGCAAUCCUAAUUUUGAAUAUGUAGAAGUUAAAGAUCAUACUUCUAAUAAUAUCUAUAUUAUAUUAGAAUCAAGUUUAGAGCUUGUAUACAAAUCUAAGGAUCUAUACACUAUACAAGGCAAAAGAAAAGGGUCGGAUUUGAAAGGAAAGGCAUAUGUGCCACCUUUCCCAUAUUUUUUGAAUUUGAAAGAAAAAGGUGCUUUUAAAGUAUUAAAUGACACAUAUGUUACUGCAGAAACUGGUACUGGUAUUGUUCAUCAAGCUCCUUAUUUUGGUGAAGAUGAUUACCGAUGUUGUUUAGCAGCUAAUGUUAUAACAAGGGAUCAAGAAAUUGUAUGUCCUAUUGAUAGCUGUGGCUGUUUUGUAGAACCAGUUCGAGAUUUUGUUGGAAAAUAUGUAAAAGAUGCUGACAAAGAAAUCAUAAAAUAUCUUCAAAAAAAUAAAAGACUAGUUUAUGUUGGUACGACUAAACACAGUUAUCCAUUUUGUUGGCGAUCUGAUACUCCUCUAAUCUAUAGAGCUGUACCAUCUUGGUUUAUUAGAGUAGAAGCCAUAAAAGAUAAACUUGUAACGGCAAAUAGUAAUACUUACUGGGUACCAGAUUAUGUUAAAGAAAAACGGUUUGGCAAUUGGUUACGAGAUGCCCGUGAUUGGGCUAUUAGCAGAAAUCGUUAUUGGGGUAAUCCAAUUCCCUUAUGGAUUUCAGAAGAUGGACAAGAAAUUGUAUGCAUAGGCAGCAUUGCAGAAUUGGAAGAAUUAACAAAUACAAAAAUAACAGAUAUACAUAGGGAAAGCAUAGACCAUUUAACUAUUCCUUCAAAACGUCUAGGACAGCCACCAUUAAAACGAAUACCUGAAGUUUUUGACUGUUGGUUUGAAUCUGGUUCCAUGCCAUAUGCACAAGUACACUAUCCCUUUGAACACAAAAAGGAAUUCGAGAAUAAUUUUCCAGCUGAUUUUAUUGGAGAAGGUAUUGAUCAAACUCGUGGAUGGUUUUACACUCUUCUAGUUAUAUCAACUGCUCUUUUUGGGAAAGCUCCAUUUAAAAAUCUUGUUGCUAAUGGUUUGAUACUAGCUUCUGAUGGACAGAAAAUGUCUAAACGUAAAAAGAAUUAUCCAGAUCCUAUAGAAAUAGUAGACAAGUAUGGAGCAGAUGCUCUACGUUUGUACUUAAUUAAUUCACCUGUUGUGAGAGCUGAAAAUCUACGUUUUGUAGAAGGGGGAGUUAGAGAUGUCAUAAAGGAUGUGUUCUUACCUUGGUAUAAUGCAUUCAGAUUUUUAAUGCAAAAUAUUGAGAGAUUUGAAAGAGAAGAAAACAUUACUUUUGUGUAUGAUGACACUAAAAAUAUAUGUUCUAAUAAUAUAAUGGAUAAAUGGAUUAUAUCUUUUACUCAAACAUUAUUGGGAUUUGUCAAAAAAGAAAUGCAAGCUUAUAAAUUAUACACAGUGAUACCUCAUUUAGUUGAAUAUAUAGAUAAUCUUACUAAUUGGUAUGUAAGAAUGAAUAGGAAACGUAUCAAAGGUGACAGUGGCAUAGACGAUUGUCAACAAGCAUUAAAUACUUUAUUUUCUGUUCUUCAUACUGUGGUAUGUAUAAAUGCCCCAUUCAUACCAUUUUUAACAGAAUUUAUGUUUCAACAUUUGGUAAAAUUACUUCCACAAUCUAAAACAAAUAUGGAUAGUGUUCAUUACCAAAUGCUACCACAACCCUGUCCACAAAUGAUUAAUGAAAACAUUGAGAAAGCUGUAUCAUAUAUGCAAACUGUAAUCGAAUUGGGACGUAUUGUAAGAGAUAGAAAAACAAUGCCUAUUAAGUACCCAUUGCCAGAAAUUGUGGUUAUUCAUCAAGAUGCUGAAGUAUUGAAAGAAAUAGUCUCUCUAAAGUUAUACAUUCUUGAUGAACUUAAUGUAAAAGAAUUAACAGUUACCACAGACAAGCAAAAAUAUGGUGUUACGUUAAGAGCAGAACCAGAUCAUAAAAUACUUGGAGCCCGUCUUAAAGGAGAGUUUAAAUCUGUUACACAAGCUAUUAAAGAACUUUCUGAUGAACAGUUGCAAACAUUUGUUGAAACAAAAGAAAUUAUGGUACAAGGUCAUAAACUGAAAGAACAAGAUCUACGUUUGAUGUUUAGUUUCACUGGACCAGCUGCUGAACAGUUAUCGAAACAGUAUGAAGCACAUAGUGAAGGAAAUGUAUUAAUUCUCUUAGACGUUACUCCAGAUGAAAGUAUGCAUAAUGAAGGAAUAGCAAGAGAAGUAAUCAAUAGAAUUCAAAAAUUGAGAAAGAAAGCUCAGUUGGUUCCAUCAGAUGAAGCAAUUGCGUAUUAUGAUAUUCAAGACAAAAAUUGUAAUUUGGCAAAAGUAAUUGUUAGCCAUAAAGAGUUUAUUGAAAAUUCAACCAAAACACCUCAAGAAGAUAUGUCUAAAAUGCCGAAUGUAGCAACUGUAAUUAUAGAAGAAAUGCAGAAAAUCAAGGAUGUGAAUAUGAAACUGGUUUUAGUAAAAUCUGGAAAUCAAAUUGAAAAUAAUGUAACGAAUAUAGAACCAUUAUUAAAGUACGUAAAUGUUGAAAUUGAAAAUUUAAAGCCAAGACUUGGUGCUCUAAGUUCUAUUGGUACUAUUUUAUUAGAAGCUCCAAUAUCAUUAAUUCCUAUUUCAUAUGAACAAUUAAGGCAAGAGAUUGAAUUAUUAUUUGGUAUUCAUGGUUGUUCAAAUAACUGAUAUUUCCUUAUUACAUAAACAAACUAUAAAAAUAACAAAACCUGGAACACCUAAAAAUCAAUCAUCGACUAUUUUAACAUAUUCGGCUUGCAAAUUUGUUAAUAUAAAUAGCUGUUCAGAAAAAGGUACUAUCUUUCUAGAAAAUCCAAAAGGAAGCUUUCAGUUAGAUCAUGCAAUGUUGAACAUUGAAUUUAAGUUAAUUUUAUUUAAAAAAUUCAUUUCCCUCAUUUAUUUAUUUAUCUAUUUGAAAUGUUCGAAAUUAGAUAAUUUCAUUGUAGCAGUU